Cryptococcus amylolentus CBS 6039 is the source of this 2037-nucleotide messenger RNA. RefSeq lists its product as hypothetical. The record is from RefSeq and is a predicted model, not a curated record. Gene Ontology annotation, cellular component: mitochondrial inner membrane. Gene Ontology annotation, biological process: mitochondrion inheritance. The transcript has 6 exons. The coding region runs from base 1 to 2037 and encodes 678 amino acids. NCBI's taxonomy places the organism in Eukaryota, Fungi, Basidiomycota, Tremellomycetes, Tremellales, Cryptococcaceae.
AUGGCCUCAACACGCAUCUCUGCCCUCCGCCUCCUCCCCCACGGCGCUCGCAGGGCCGUCCCGAGGCCAUCCCCCUCGGCAGACCGCUACCUCGCCAUACACCACUUCUUCACCCAGAACGCCAUUCGUCCCACUCCACAGCCCACGCUCCAAAGCAUCUCCAGGCGGUGGCAAUCAUCCAAGCCUGGAUCUUCCGGCUCAAGAUGCGACGACUGUACUCGAGCACCGCCACCGAAUCCCGACAACCCCUCACCUUCACAGCCAGGCCACGCGCAGGACUAUGCGCCGUUCAUCCAGAGACUCAUACAGCAGUCGAAAGCGAUAACCCCGAAUUCGCCGCAUAGACCGAGCAAGGAGCAGCUGUUAGAUGCUGCAAAUGGGUGGUGGCAGAGGAUGCGGAUACGGCUCAAGUGGUUCACCAUUAGAGGAUGGAGACGGUUCAAUACGGAUGACAUGAGUGCUUUCGCAAGUUGGUUCUUGGUCGGGAACACUGUAUGGAUUCUGGUGGGAACCACAACCUUUGUCUCGGUCAUCUUUGCCCUCGCAAACUCCCUCUCCCUCGCCGAAUACCUGGCCCGCUGGCUCUCAGACUACAUGACUGCCAAUACCGGUGUUACUGUCAUCUUUGAAUCGGCCAUCGUACCCAAAUGGGGAUCCUCCCUCAUCACAUUCAGAAACGUCUACGUCUCCCAGCGCUCGUCCCAGAGCGAGCCCACAUCUCCGAGUACCAAGAAGAAGAUCAAGGCUGCAACUGCCAAGCCUCCUGCGCCCAUCCCCUUUCUCUCUUCCGCCCUUGCACCAGAAGCAUACCUCGCUGCUCCACCCGCACCGCCCGAAGACAACUACACAAUGUACGACAUCAAUAUCGACCAGGUCGAAGUGUCCCUCAGUCUUAUGCGAUGGCUGGACGGCAAGGGUUUGGUCAAGGAUGUGAAUAUCAAGGGGUUGAGAGGGGUGGUGGACAGAAGAUCAGUAUGGUGGGACUUGUCGAAACCGCUCGACCCUGUCGACUUUAGGCAUGCUACCCAGCCGGGCGACUUUGAGUUUGAAUCUUUCACAAUGGAAGAUGCUCUUGUCACGAUUUACCAGCCCGGCGGGCAGAGGCCGUUCAACGUUUCGAUAUUCAACGCUGUUCUUGGAUCGCUGCGCAAACGAUGGUUCUUUUAUGAUAUGAUGAGUGCCGAGGGCAUCACGGGGCAAUUUGACAACUGUUUAUUCAGCUUGCAUAUGCCGCAGAAGCUGGGAAAGGUUGCCGAGAAAGAGGGGAGCAAAGUCAAGAGAAUGGCUCGUUUCCGAAUCGAUGGCCUUCCUAUAGAACAUGCCCAAUACGCCUCUGGCUACGUCCCUCCCAUGUCCUGGCUCACCUCCGGCAAACUCGACGCUGUGCUCGAUAUCAAGUUCCCUCACCACCCCGACGACCAAGUCGACCUGCACGCCCUAUUUGCCGAGAUUGGUCGCAACGUCGCUACCAUCAGCCACGGAGUGCACCCUGAUGACCCGGAUGACGAAAAGCUCAAAAAGGCCAUCGAAGCUGCCGAAAGUUCCUUGUUGGUGGGGGUCAUCCCAGGGCAGCAUAGGCUUGCAAGGCCGGCCUUGAGGGCUCCCGCAAGGGCAUUGGCGCGAGCAAAGAAGGAAGAGGAGGAAAGGAGGUUGGUGGUGGAUAUUGAUCUGAGGUUCCGUGACCUCAAGGCGGCGGUGCCGUUGUAUACUACCGACCUGAGUGUCACCAAUAACGCGUUGUUCAGGCCUAUCGUCGCCUUCAUCAACGCCAACAAGACACUGGUGCCCAUUCACUGCCAAGUUGGGGCAGAUUUGAACGACUUUGAUGGUUCAUGGACCCUGUUUGAGACGGGUCUCAUGACCUCCAUAUCUGAUCAAAUCUACGACGCCCUGGCACACCACGUCUCCUCCGAGGCUGCCAACCAAAAACGUCUGCGUCAAGUCAGCGUAUGGGGUAUCCAACGAGGAGCGGAAGCGUUGGUGGAUAUUCUGCGAGGAGUGGUAGACCCUCUGCAUGCGCAGAUGGCAAGCAUAUGA